CAUAAGACUUUUAGGGGUCACUGUACGUCCAUGUAUCCAUGUGUCUUGUCCAAUUCAGCAAGUAGAUGGCGUCUUCCCACAACACAGGCGCCUCAUCCCUCCAGAAGAUAGCUGAGUCACAUCUCCACGCGCGCUCAUUGAAGACACUCACGAGGCUGUAUUUCGCGGGGUCUCGCGCUCAAACAAGAUGCUGACGAUCACUCUAAAGACACUCCAGCAGCAGACUUUCAAAGUGCAGGUCGACGAGGAGCUGACGGUAAAGGCUCUAAAAGAGAAGAUCGAGGAAGAAAAGGGGCAAGAUGCUUUUCCAGCUGUCGGUCAAAAGCUAAUCUAUGCAGGCAAAAUUUUGAAUGACGAUAUACCUCUAAAAGAAUACAAGAUAGAUGAGAAGAACUUUGUCGUGGUGAUGGUUACAAAGCCCAAAUCUGCAGCACCUCCACAAGCUCCUGCUCCAGUGCCGGCAGCUGCCACUACCGUUAGCGCAACUGUCGACGAAACCCCUGCACAUCAGCCCUCAACUCCUGCUGCGCCUCCUGCUGUCUCCACAGUGCCUGUAUCGACCUCCACUCCUGCUCCUGCUCCCAUAGAACCAGCGGCAUCAGUGGAGCCACCCGUGCCGCCCAUCACAGCGCCCCCUGCUGCCUCGGAGGUUGCGGCAGAAAAGCCUGAGUCUGUUAGCGUGACUCCCACGCCGAUCUCAGAAGAAGAGAAACAGGAAGCCCAAGAGGAGCAGGCCAUUGCGCAACCAGAGGCCAGCAUUACAGAUGAAUUUGGUAUUUUAGAAGCAGCUGCGUCCAUACUAGUUACAGGUCAAGCGUAUGAGAAUUUGGUGACGGAAAUCAUGUCAAUGGGUUACGAGAGAGAACAGGUGAUUUCCGCCUUACGAGCAAGUUUCAACAAUCCGGACAGAGCCGUGGAGUAUCUGCUUAUGGGUAUUCCCACAGAACCCGAACAGCCACCACAGGAAGUAGUGCAGCCCACGCCAGUGUCCAACCCCACCCCUCCAGCACCACAGCGACCUCAGCCACCACCUGCCACAGCCGGUGUGGAGUCGGGAGCGACGCAGUCCUUGGCGAACCCGCUGGAGUUCCUGAGGAACCAGCCACAGUUCCAGCAGAUGCGUCAGAUCAUCCAGCAGAACCCCGCACUGCUGCCCGCGCUCCUGCAGCAACUCGGCCGCGACAACCCGCAGCUCCUGCAGCAAAUCACGCAGCAUCAGGAGCGAUUCGUGCAGAUGUUGAACGAGCCACACGCAGGUGAAGCCGGAGCUGCUGAAGCUCCCAGCGCACCACAGACCAACUACAUCCAGGUCACGCCGCAGGAGAAGGAGGCCAUCGAGAGGUUAAAAGCUCUGGGGUUUCCAGAGGGACUCGUCAUCCAAGCCUACUUCGCCUGCGAGAAGAACGAAAACCUCGCUGCAAACUUCCUGCUCCAGCAGACCUUUGACGAUGAGUGAACGUUAACCGUUUAGACGCGACGACACUCGGAGAAUGGCAACGGAGAGAAUGCAAGCGCUAGGCCGCAUGUUGCGUGCGUGUGUGUGUGCGUUAAAGUGAAUUGGACGUCGACUGGUCUUCCAUGAUGAUUUUCAUGGAGUUUAAGCUGAAGCCAUGAUGUGACGUUAUUAUCAGCACAGCAAUUUAUUUUUUAUUUUUUGGUAGAUAUAGUCAAUCCCUUACGAUGAGGUGUCCGUUGUCUGUCUGGUUUCUGCUGCUAUCUUUGCUGUGUGCGUCGAGUGAGGUUUUAUUUAUCACAGUUAAACCCUGCCAAAAAAACACUCAAGAUCAUCGCUCAUUUCUUACAAUUGUUUUUCGGUAUUAAUAAUGAGACGUUUCAGAUGAAGUAGAUGCCAAAUUUAAUUUGUUACCAAUGAAAACAAGCCUUUGAUGGAUAGACAUCAAAACAUUCAAAACGUCGUACCAUUUUUGUUGCAUUUUCUCCAUUCGAAUAUUGGGAAUAUUUCAAAUUAAAUACAGUGUCUACUUAUGGCAUGUAAAAUCAUAUUUAGUGUUUACUUUUCUUUCAUUAUUAGCCUCUACUGUGUGAAAUACAACUUUUAUGCAGUGGAUGUCACCAAACUACUUUUCAACUCAUCUGUUCCCCUAAAUCAAACCAUUAAUAUUAAAAAUAAACCACAUUUUUCUGCACUGCAUGGGUAUGUUAGUAUCUUUAAACCCAUGUUUAAAAUAAGAACUGUCGAUAACGUCUACAAUCAUGACUUUUUGAUUUAAAGAAAAACAGCAUUGAUAGUUGAUAUGUGAUAAUAUAGUUGGCUCAUCAACUAGAUGUUAUUUUCAAGUUUAUUUCUGUUUCUGAUGGGCCUUAACCAAAAAGAUAAUGGUAGUCAUUGCUUUCCACAGUAUAGGGGAAUAAAAUGCAAUGAAAGUCAAUGUCUACGGUCAGCUGUAACCAAAAAGGUGAUGGUAGCCAUUGGCUUAUACAUAGUGUUUUUCUCCAUACUAUGGAAGUCAGUGGCUACCGUCAACUAUUUGGUUACAGCUGACUGUAGUAUAUUAUAGUUUCCAUAGUAUAAUAUUGAGGAAAAAUACUGUGGAAUCCAGUGGCUACCGUCAUCUGUAACUAAACAGUUGACGAUAGCCAUUGACUUCCGUGGUGUUUUAUUUUCCGUACUAUGGAAGGCAAUAGCUAGCAUCAGCUGUAACCAAACAGGUGAUGGUAGCCAUUGACUUCCAUAGUGUUUUUUUCCAUACUAUGGAGGGAAAAGGCUACUAUCAACUGUAACUAAAAAGGUGACAGUAGCCAUUGGCAUCCAUAGUAUUUUUUCCAUACUAUAGAGCGCAAUGGCUAGUUGACGGUAGCCACUGACUUCCAAAGUAUUUUUCUCCAUACUAUGGAAGUCAAUAGCUACCGUCAACUGUAACCAAACAGUUAACAAUAGACAUUACCUUCCUUAGUAUGGGGGAAAAAAACACUAUAGAACUCAAUGGCUACUGACAACUGUUUGGUUACCAACAUUCUUUUUUUUUAUUUCAUUCUUAAUUUUAAUUUUUUGUUGAAAUAUCCCUUUAUUAACUCUAAAGUUCUCAGUAGAAUCAGUUCAGUAUGCAGUAGAAACUGAAUGAUCGGUGGUUUUGAAUGGAGCCCGAAAUGCUGCAACAAUCGUAGGUAAUUUAUGUGGUGACUGAAUGUGGUCGAGUGUCUCAGCGGGUCUCGAAAACCUCCUAAAAAUAUGCAUUGUAAUUUGAAUAUUUGUACAUACCGGUAUUCAAGUGAAGGAAAAAAAAACAGUGUUGUCUUGGACUCUGUUGCAUACUUAAGACAGUGCCAAACAUAAUUAGAAACUGGAAAUGAAUGAAAUUACAGAGCUAGCUGCAAUGCUUGAAAUGGAUGCAGAAUGCAUAUAUUUUUUAUAUAAAUGAUGUGUCCUGUUGCUAUAGUGUAGUUUUUGAGCGAAAAAUGCUGGAAGGGUAUUUUUAUCGAGUACGAUAAAAAAUCUAUAGGUGUUCUGACAGGUACAGGGAAGACUAAGCAUCCUGUUUACAAUAGGUGAUACAGUUUUGGUUCAUUUCAGCAUUUUAUAUUCAUUUUUCUUCUUGAGGGAUUUGAUGUGUGGAGAAAGUGAACAUGGAGGUGUUUGGUCUUAAAUGCAACAGCACACAAGGGUUUGCUGAGUGAUUAAUGAAUGUAUUGUUUCAGUGGUGUGUGAAUAAAAUUGCUUUUAAAAAGCUUCAA
Molecule: messenger RNA, 3693 nt
Organism: Carassius gibelio (silver crucian carp)
Lineage: Eukaryota; Metazoa; Chordata; Actinopteri; Cypriniformes; Cyprinidae
Product: UV excision repair protein RAD23 homolog B
Exons: 10
Coding region: 188-1456 (422 amino acids)
Biological process (GO): nucleotide-excision repair; proteasome-mediated ubiquitin-dependent protein catabolic process
Cellular component (GO): nucleoplasm; cytosol
Molecular function (GO): polyubiquitin modification-dependent protein binding; proteasome binding; ubiquitin binding
Source: RefSeq, a predicted model, not a curated record